Anneissia japonica is the source of this 3472-nucleotide messenger RNA. Its product is annotated as damage-control phosphatase ARMT1-like. Lineage: Eukaryota; Metazoa; Echinodermata; Crinoidea; Comatulida; Comatulidae. Gene Ontology annotation, molecular function: phosphatase activity. Gene Ontology annotation, cellular component: cytoplasm; nucleus. Bases 374 to 1465 code for a protein of 363 amino acids. The record is from RefSeq and is a predicted model, not a curated record. Gene Ontology annotation, biological process: DNA damage response. The transcript is spliced from 5 exons.
CAUAUUUCGACAGGACUGUAGGCCUAGCUAGCUAGUGUAGAGUAGGCUAGGCCUGGUACUACUAAAAAAACAGUCUGUUCUGCACUGUCUAGGCCUAGUACUACUAGGCCUAGGGCCUACUACUACUCUGGUCGCACUCAUGUGUUGGUGUGUUGAUGCAGUGCUGGAGAGCCACCAAUACACGUGGGCCUGGAAUAGUUAGAUAUGCUGAAGUUUUGCCUACUUAACAAUUAAGGAUCGAUUACCAGUCAUUCUAACGAGAGUUGUAGAUACAGUCUAUAAACAUCGCAUUGUUGCAUCAGAACAACAUGGACAGGAAGGAGGUAACGACUGUGUAGACAUUGUGAGUCGUCUUUCAAAACUCAAGCAUGAAAUGCAAACAAACAAAUACAUAUUAGAGAUAGAGGAUGGCAACAAAGAUGUUAGCAUAUGGAAACAAGUCCUUAAGGAAGAGACGGAACGUAAUGAAGGAGAAGCACCAAAAUUCUUUAAAGCCGCUUGGCUCUAUACAGAGUGCUACAUGUACCGCAAAAUUAUGGAAUCCAUUGCUCUCAGCUGUCAUUUAAAGGAAUUUGAUCCAUUUGGAGAGCAGAAGAGAAAUGCCCUCUACGAUUGCCUCAAGCCAGCAAGCCUAUUGAUCCAGUACCUACACGAUAGUAUUGAAGCAAAGAAAAAUCCAAAUGAUAUGCUUUCUGAGUUUAUACAGAUGUCAUUAUGGGGCAACAAGUGCGACCUGUCAAUUUCUGCUGGCGUAGAAAACAGCCAGAAAGUGAGCCCUCUGUGUCAGCUUCAAGAACUCAAGUCAAAAAUUCUUAUCAACAAAACAGGUCUAGUCUGGGAUGAGUUAAAACAGGCAAAAUCUAUAGGAUCUGUUCGCAUAGAUUUCAUUCUAGAUAAUGCAGGUUACGAAUUUUUAUCUGAUUUAUGCUUGGCCGAGUGUCUUACGAGGCUGAAUUUAGUUGAUGAUAUUCAUUUCCACUGCAAAGCAAUGCCAUGGUUUGUGUCCGAUGUUACUCCUGUGGACUUUGCAUGGACGCUUGAUGUAUUAGGUGGGAAUGAAAACCAAGGUUUAAGCAACUUGAGUAAAUCGAUUAGACAGAAGUUAGAAGAUAAAUCAUGGAGUAUGGAGUCUCAUAAAUUUUGGACAACACCACAUAGUUUUGCGAGUAUGGAGACGGUCUCACCAGAAUUGUACCGCGAUCUUACGAAAUCAAAUUUACUCAUAUUUAAGGGUGAUUUAAACUAUCGCAAACUGGUGCUUGAUAGGGAUUGGGAGCAUACUGUGCCAUUUAAAGAAGCACUCCACGGCUUUCAUCCAACAGCACUAUGCGCCUUGCGGACAUCAAAGGCUGAUUUGAUAGUAGGGCUAAGUGAGGGACUUGCCCAGAAGCUUGAAGCACAGCACCCUGGCUGGAUGGUAUCAGGUGAAUACGCUGUCAUUGAAUUUUGUGAGAAAAUGUCAUAAAUUGUGUUGGUGAGAAUGGAUGUCACCUGUGGUACAUUUAGUAGUCUUGGGGCGGGGGGGGCGCAAGCUCACAAAGUAAGGUCGUAUGAGGUGAUGUUUACUCUGCACAACAUUUAGCUACACUACUGGGUAUCACAUACAUAAUGCUGAUGUUGGAACUAACAAGCUGGCAUCAUUACAUUUUUAUUUUUUAAUCAUUUUUAGGCAAGCAUGAUUAACCUGUGAUGGACUAGCGUCCCAUCCAUGGGGAGUAUGACACUCUCAUCCACUUCACACUUCAGAAACUGGGGUUAAGCUCCAGCCUUAUGUGCCCUAGUAUAGAAGUAGCGGUGGUGCCAGAUAUUUGCUGACAAGGGGUACGACAUGUCCUGACGGAGGGGUCCGAGCCAAGGUGCUGACGAAUAAAAAUUGCCUUGUAGGGUUGACGGAGCAUUCAUGGCUUAGUAUGGUCCAAAUUGUGCUUUUAGACCACACUGUUAUUGGGGAAGGAAAAUUAUUAUUUCUUUUAUUUUUUAUCCGACGACCUAGUCGUGCCAGCGGUGUAUCUGGGUUUACGUGGUGGGGGGGGGGUCGCACGCCCUCCAAAAAUUACUCGUGCCCCCAUAAAUCAUGGACAAGUAGUUAAAAAUAACCUAAAAUCACCUUAUUUUGUGCAUUAGUGCCCCUCAACUGAUCAUCUAGCCCCCCUCCACACUUCACCUUCGCACCCCCAUCAGCACCCCCAUUUCAAGAUGCGCCUCUGAGUUGUGCAUCAGACAACAGAGGUUUCCCGGCCUGUCCGACGGAUGAGCAAAUUCCCCCUGCUCCCGCUGUUGCCACCACUGUAUAGGGGCCCCCAAAAGGAUUUGGUUUUUCGUUAUUGUAUACUUACAAUUACAUACCAUGUCAUUGCAAGUAUAAUACUUAUAUUUUUCUAUUUAUCUUAGAUAUGUUCUAAAGUCUCAAAUUUUAAUAUGCUUUUCACACACUGUUAAAUCAUUUAAGGGUGCUGGUUUUUUUUUUUAUGGAAUUUUAAAGAUUUUUAAAUUUGGUAACUUAAAAGUUACCAAAUUACAAAUAAUAUCUGUGUUGAAUAUAGCAACAUUAUAGUUGGGGAGUUGCAGUACUAAUGUUAGAGUUGUGAGUAGGGCAAAGGAAAGUUUUGUUCUUCUGAGCAUGUGCAGAUUGUGCUUAUUUGGCUCAUUAGCAUAACAAUCCCACACAUAAGACUAAUUCCAGUAAGAGGGCUUAAACCAGCCAGCUUCCUAUUCUGGUAACAGUUAUAAGUCCCUGAGUGAACAUGACUUUGUUGUCACUAGAAUACAAAGGUACUGUAUGUUGAGUCAACAUUAUAAAUCACCUAGGAAGGGUCUAGAAUCGGAACAGACCCCUUCCCCCUCUGUAUUUUAAUUGUGCCAGUUGAUUUUAUUGUUAUGACUUCACCUCAAGAAGUGUACUGUGUAUACGAAAGCUUGUGAUAUACAAACGUUACUCCGAAUAAUAAAAGGGAGGCUAUGGUUCAAUGUUUCGACCUUUAUUAGGUCAUCCUCAGAAAAACAAGUCUCAAAAGUGCUACUUUUUUGCUUUCUCACUGUGAUUAUAAUUGACAAAAAAAAAUAAAAAUAUGUCUGAUUUAUUAUUCUACACUACACUAUAGUUCUUUUUUUCAUAUUCCCUAUGCAAGUGCUUUGUAAGUGUUAGGAAAAGACAUUAUGUAAAAAUGACCAUCAUUAUUAUUACGAUGUCCUACGUCAAUGCCGAUUUAUUUCACUCAAGUGCAUUUUAAUCUUGUCAUAUUGAAUUACAUAAAUUAGUUACAGCAUAAUUAAUUUUCAUCAGUACUACACUCAAGUUGAUCUGCUAAAGUAUCAUCAGUUGUUCUGACAUGCUGUUGAUUGGUAAUAAAAUUAUGAAUAUUCUAAUAUGGUAUUCUGAAGUGUUCAUAUUAUUUGUCUACCAAGUCAUUCUAGCAGGCAAAUUUUACACAGCUAUUCACAGAAUGGUAGAUUAAAGAAUGAAUGCAAGCUG